CACUUCACUGCACUGUAAAAUUAUAUUGGCGAAAUUUAAAUUAGCCGUUAAAUGCGGCUAACAAAUAGCCUUCUAUUUUUGUUUUUGUAAUAAAACAAAUUGUUGCAUACUGGUCAUGUAUGAUGUAGGCCUAGGCUAUGCAUUGGUAACACAAUACAAUUUAACUGUAACUUUUUUGCAAAAGUGAGGAUCGCUGAAAGUCAUCUCAAAUUCAAUCAAUAGGUCACUUAUUGCGCGCCCUAUCAGUGUGACGCACGUGCAAUGUUUGUGAUGCCACUCUUAGUCGACAAACGGCACCUUAUGAUGCAGUUAAAUUGAAUGUAGUGGGUUCUAUAUCUGUAACAACAUUGCGUGAAGAGGACAUGGAAGUUGGCCUUGUUCCAUGAAGAUUGGUGCGCCAAAAUGCACAUCUUUCGGACGACCAUUCCUUUCCGAAGGUUUUACACCGAGGAAUCGGAGCUACGGAUAAUCAAGCCGCCUCCUGACGGAGGUUGGGGUUGGGUCAUAGUCUUCUCCUCCUUUUUGUACAAUGUUCUGGUACUAGGCUUUCACAAUUCAUUUGGCGUCUACCUUAUCAGUCUUCUGAAUGAAUUUGAGGACACAAGUUCGAAAACAGCCUUGGUUGGCUCCAUCAGCUAUGGUUUCAUCAUGAUCUGUGGGCCUCUGUCAGGGAAGCUGACAGUCAAGUAUGGAGCCAGAGAGAUAUCUAUCAUAGGCUCCCUCAUCAUCAUGCUCUCUAUUGUCUGCUCCUCCUUCGCACCGUCAUUAGGAGUCCUGUUCUUCACCCAUGGCUUUCUAACCGGAGUAGGUUCCAGUUUUGCUUUCACCCCAGGUAUGAUCAUGGUGAGCCAGUACUUCACCACCCAGCGCUCCCUGGCCACUGGGAUCGUGAUGUCAGGGGGGGCUGCGGGGGCUCUGGUCCAGACCCGGCUCCACCAGUACCUCAUAGACACCCUGGGCUGGAGGCAGAGUCUCCGGGUGUUUUCUGGUGCCAUGUUACUGUGUGUCAUCACCGGCUUUACCUACCUGCCACUCAAUAAAGGUCACACCAGGAGUGUGGUGGACAAUCUGAAGAACUCUCCCCUGAAUAAGUUUGUUGUGGACUUGGGACUGUGGAAAGACUCUGUGUUCCUCAUCUGGGUCCUGGCCAACGGACUGUGUAAAUUUGGGUUCUUUAUUCCUUAUGUCCACUUGGUGAAGCAUGCAGUACAGCUGGGUAUCCCUGUCCACAGCGCCACCAACAUUAUGUUGUGUCUGGGCUUGACCAGCAUGGUCAGUCGGAUCAUCUUCGGCAAGAUCUGUGACUCAGAGAAAAUCAACAGACUCUACUUCAACCAGGCAUCAGUCUUCUUUGUUGGUUUGCUGUACCUGUUGAUCCCUGCUCUCCACAACUACGGCUCUCUGGUGGUGUUCGCUCUGCUGCUCGGGGUGGCCGACGCAGGGAACUACAUCCUGCUCCCCGUCCUGACCUUCGACCUGAUGGGUGCUGAGCGCAUGCCCGUGGCAUGGGGGUUCAUGCUCACUGUCAAUGCUGUCAGCUGCCUGGGGCCGCCCUUUGCCGGCUGGAUGGAUGACAUCACGGGCAGCUACAACCUGGGCUUCGUGGUUGCCGGUUCAUUGAACGUGGCGGCGUCCAUCGUUCUAGCCUUUAUCCCUCUAGCCAAGCACUCCAUUAGGCAGACAGAGAGGAGCAUCAUCAACGUCACCAUCGACCACUCCACGCAGGAGAUCACGCGGUGGGAUGAAAACCUGCCCCCCAUUGAGGAAGUGCCUGUUGUGUCCAAGUACGUGAGUUACACCAGGACUAUGUUCCGUAGCCCAGACCUCUUUGAGUCCCAGCCUGAGGCGUACAGAGGAGAAGAGGUGGUGGGGGAGGCCACAGGGAAGGCUGCAGUGCCCUCUCCUGAGGAGACGAGGCUGUAGAAAGGGCUGCAGUAAGAGAAGCUGGCCUCAUCUACAAACACCACUCAGCCUCUGCCUCUUUCUCUCUUGGUCUAGAACACGUCUUCACACAAGCAUUGCAAAUAUAUUACAUAUUGCUACAGAAUAUGACUUAUUGACUUUGUGAAGCUAUAAGAAUAUGUCAAAUUGUAUUGUAAAAAAAGCAUGCCAGCCUGCAGCAUGGCUAAUGGCCCAGGUGGUGUUUUACCAGAUGUCCACUAGAUGGCAGUCCUAAAUCAAACAUUGUUGCAUACAGGUCCGGAGUGUCUUUACUCCCUCCUCAAUGCAAAAACCCAACAGAGCUUAUCAAGGUGUUACUUUUCAGACACAAAAUAUUUUUAUUUGCAGCACUUAUUUGACUGUAAUACAUUAUUCAACAGUUAGUUUGUUAGCCAUUUAUGGUAAGAAAGCCGUCAACCAGCUAAAUAUAUUGUGUCUUCAAGCCAUUCAUCACAAUACCAGGUCCAAGUCAUUAGAUAAACAAUACCAAGCCAUUAGAACUUCACAAUACACUGACAUCAGAGAGCAAACAGUCCAACUAAUGUCAAGUGACAUCCACUUGGUCAGAGCAGGCAGGCCCACCUAUUUCAGAUAACAGAGCAAACUACUGUAUAUAACUCCCAUAACUUAACAAAAAUCCCAAUGGAUGUGCUAUUGCAAAAGCAAAAAGUUGAACAAAAAAUGCAGAAGAUUGAAGAGUUGUAGUGGCCUUAUUCAAUACUACAAGUGCGUGGUUUGAGAAGGAUUUGGCAUAAUGGUGCAUAAGCUGUGUUUGAGCUAUGUUGUGCUAGAGAAAUUCUGCUUGCUACUGUGAAUAAUGGAUGCCGUAAGUGCAUCACGCCAAGGCAGCAAACUCUUAUCUCGGAAAACAGCUUAAUCUACCAAAUUCUUCAAACUUGGUUUUGCAGUUCAAAUUAUUCAACAGUGUUUUUUAUUAAUGGUACCGUAAUUAUUACGCUAAAUCUGGGCUCUGUGGCUUCUAAUAAAUGAAUUUGACAGAAGAGAUAUUAACAUGACUUUAACCAUAAAAGUGACUUUAAAAUAAAAUUUGCAGCAAAUGAGAUGCCCUGAAGUCACAAAAGUUGUUCCGAAAGCUGAAGCUUUUGCUAUAAGAUGAACAAGUUAUGGUGAGUGUUUUAUCACUUUCUUUCCACAUACCAUAUGUUAAGGAUUGAUAACUAUAACAUAUGUCUUUGGCAAACAUGACAAAGGGAUCCAAUCCCUCAGAGAAAGUACUCCACCUCUUACAAAUCCCUUUAAUAAACUCUGUAAACAUAGGCACCAAACAGCCAAUCAAUCAAGCCCAUAUAACCGAUUGUAUUAAAUAUAUAUUUGUCCUUUCACACUUAUUGGUAAAUGUUGUCAUUGGUUUUGAUAAAGUAGGUAUUCUGUAGUUUUAUUCACAUGUGAAUUGUGCUCGUAGACAGUUUCUAAAGACCUGUAUUGUAUGGAUCUAGGUUAUUUGCAUCUUGUAACUGAAUGGCGUAGGUUUACAUUGCUCUCUUAAAUGCAGUCAGAAUAUCAGGUUUUUCAGAACAUCCUUAUAGACCAUAAUGUUGUAUGUUGUGGCAGGCAUUGUGCUAAUAAAUGAUGUCACUGAAGUGCUUGUUUGCAUAGGGCAUAUAUGGA
Messenger RNA from Osmerus eperlanus (European smelt), 3570 nucleotides. RefSeq names its product monocarboxylate transporter 10-like. The transcript is spliced from 8 exons. The coding region runs from base 403 to 1923 and encodes 506 amino acids. Gene Ontology annotation, cellular component: membrane. Gene Ontology annotation, biological process: transmembrane transport. Gene Ontology annotation, molecular function: monocarboxylic acid transmembrane transporter activity. Lineage: Eukaryota; Metazoa; Chordata; Actinopteri; Osmeriformes; Osmeridae. The record is from RefSeq and is a predicted model, not a curated record.